AUGAGAUGGAGUGUGUGGCAGGGAUGUGCGCUUUGGCACAACUGGUGGCCCCUCUUGACUGCCUUCAUGUAUGUGCUGGUGCCCAUGCCGUACCUCUUCUUUGGUGCGAGCUCGGAGUCAUCUUCAGCAUAUGGGGACAGCAGUCUGGCGAGCGGGUGGAUUGAUGCGGGCAAAUUCUUGACUGGCUUCUCUGCAGUGGGCUCUGUAGCGAUUCCUGCAAUCCUUUUCCAUGCAGAGAAGAUCACUGGUGGCGCUCUGGCCACAGAGCUUGCUGCAGUUCUUGUACUGGCAGGGACAGCCUUUGCAUUCGACUACCUCAGCAAUGAGGAUGCCAGCUACUACUGA
This is a messenger RNA of Coccomyxa subellipsoidea C-169, 345 nucleotides long. Its product is annotated as vacuolar trafficking protein. NCBI's taxonomy places the organism in Eukaryota, Viridiplantae, Chlorophyta, Trebouxiophyceae, Coccomyxaceae. Bases 1 to 345 code for a protein of 114 amino acids. The record is from RefSeq and is a predicted model, not a curated record. Gene Ontology annotation, cellular component: endosome. Gene Ontology annotation, biological process: late endosome to vacuole transport via multivesicular body sorting pathway. The transcript is spliced from 2 exons.